Molecule: messenger RNA, 504 nt
Organism: Trypanosoma brucei brucei TREU927
Lineage: Eukaryota; Euglenozoa; Kinetoplastea; Trypanosomatida; Trypanosomatidae
Exons: 1
Coding region: 1-504 (167 amino acids)
Source: RefSeq, a predicted model, not a curated record
AUGGCGCCCAGCAGUGAAUUGAACGUUGCCAACCGCGCGGUGCUUAAUGUUCCUCUCGACGCCUCGUGCCCCCAGCAGCUUCGCCAUGCCAAUAUUGAACAGGACCGCCAGAGUGUGGCCUUGUGGCGGCAGGCGCGGCUAAACGAAAUUGUGGCCGAAGAGGAGAAGCAAGCCUUGAUAUCACGGGAGGACCACCGGUUGAUGGUAAGACACCUCCUUUCCGUUGCUUGCAGUCGUGAUCCGCAACAACGGGUGAAUGCGACAAAGUGGCGGUCCCUGAUGCGUGCAGCGGACGAUGAAUUUGACACCACCGAGGCGUCGUUUCCAGGUGCAACAGACCCGUAUCGACAGGUGGUGGCCAAUCUUUCGUCUAUGAUGCUGUGGAGCAGUGAGCUGCGUAACUGGUCGUAUGGUUACUCUACCAAUUCGGUGGAAAAGUGCCAUGAGCGUCAGCGAGAGGUUCUUCGGCAACUGAGUGAGUCAAGAAAGCUAUUUCUGAACUAA